AACAGCUGUGUACAUACUAACCCCCUGCAGGCCUUGAGUUCAGUAGAACAAAUAUUUGCCAUCCCAUGGUCAGUGAACCAGCCCGGGAGUGAUUGUGAGACAAGUUGGACUGUGGGUGGGCAAGUCACAUAAAUGAAACGGCACUGAGUCCCCCGGCACAGACAGACAGACUGAGGACGUGCAACAUGGUGCUGCUCAGGGCCCUGGGCUUGGCGCUGGUCCUACUGCAUCUCUCUGGGACAUUGGAGGCAAAGCUGCAUUAUGCUGUGGUCUUCCCCUCGGAGAUGCGCUGCCAUAGCUCCGAACAAGCCUGUGUGCACCUCAGUGGGGCGGAGGGAGACAGCCGGAUACAGGUUACCUUGAACAUGGCCGAACGGAACUCAACGGUGAUAGAGAGGAACCUCCGGCAGAAAUCCCUCUUCAGCUGUGUUACAUUCCAGGUGCCUCCGCCCUCUGAAGGGAAUGAAGAAGUGGCCACCAUGGAAAUUCUCAUUGAGAGCGCAGGGGAGACCAUAACCAACAGCAGCAAAGUUCUAGUGAAGAGGAGAAGAACCAGUACUUUCAUUCAGACGGACAAAGCUGUAUAUAAACCAGGGCAAACAGUACGAUUCCGAGUGGUUUCUCUUAAAGAAAAUCUACAACCUGGAGAAAAUCAGAUUUCAGUCAUCCAAUUACAGGAUCCAAACAAGAACCGUAUUGCCCAGUGGCUGGAUGUGACCCUCACACAGGGAAUCGCUGAGCUCUCACUGCCGCUGUCCCCGGAACCUUCGCUUGGAGAAUAUUCCAUUCACGUGGGGGACACUGUGCACUACUUUAGCGUGGAAGAAUACGUCCUUCCCAAGUUUGAGGUCAGUUUCCAGUUCCCCAAGGUGGUGUUCUUUACCAGCGAACAAUUCCAGCUGAAAACAUGUGGCAGAUACACCUAUGGCAAACCUGUGCAAGGAACCUAUAAGGCUACGGUGUGCCGUAAGGUCAUAAGAUACUGGUGGGGACACAAUGAUGACCGCUCAGACCUGUGCGUCGAUUUCAGCGGGAAGUUGGACCAGUCUGGCUGUUCCACAUUGACAGCGACGUCUGAAAACUUCAAUCUUACCUACAACACUCAUGAAAUGGGCCUAGAGGGGACGUCUACUAUUACAGAGGGAGGGACAGGAGUGGAAUAUUCUGGAAGCGGUAAAACCAUCAUUUCGUCUGUAGUCACGAGUUGCAGUUUCCUGGAUGCUGACAGUAACUACAAGCCGGGGAUCCCAUACAGCGGCACAGUAAAGGUGGUAGAUGCCAAUGAUGACCCCAUCCCCAACCAGAUAGUCUAUCUAACCAGCCAUUCUAAUGAAGUAAACAAGACAUUGGUGUCGGAUGAGAAUGGACUCGCCUCCUUCCAGCUGGAGAACACGGCAGAGUGGAAGGGACAGCUGAGCCUUAGGGCCAGUACAACUACACAGGACGCUGGAUUUGAUUUCCUUCAGGGCCGUCUCAUUACCCCUAAUGAUGUGAGUGCAUCGCUCAUGCUGAAACCCUUCCACUCCCCCAGCAAGAGUUUCCUGAAACUGCACUCCCAGCAGGGGGCGCUCCCAUGUGAGGGGCAACGAGAUGUCCGAGUGGAAUAUAUUAUCCCAAACUCUGCCCUGGGGAUUGAGGUCAAGCACAUGGAGCUGCACUACCUGGUUGCUUCUAAAGGGUCAGUAAAGGACUCGGGAUCAGUGGAAGUGCCCAUUACUAGUGAAGGAGGAGGAUCUUCAGAGCUGAGGGGUGAGGUCUCCAUCAAACUCACACUCAGUGCCGACGUCUCUCCGACUCUCCGCGCUCUCGCCUUCAUUUCCCUCCCUAAUGGGGAAUUAGUGGCCGAUUCUGCAACAUUCAAACUGCAAAGGUGCUUCAAGAACAAAGUAUCAGUUGGCUUCUCCCCAGAUGAAGUUCUCCCAGGAGCUGAUGUUUCCCUACAAGUCCAGGCAGCCGCCGGGUCCCUGUGUGGCCUGAGAGUGGUGGAUCAGAGUGUGGUGUUAAUGAAACCUGACAAAGAACUGACGGCCGAUCAGAUUCACAAUCUCUUUCCUUUCCCUGAUUUCGGAGGGUACGAUGCUCGGGUCCAAGAUAGUGAUGAUCAUUGUCCAUUUUAUCCCUGGUUUCAUCGACCAAUGUGGAAGAGAAGUAUUGUUCUACCACCGUGGCAUAUGCCUCAUGAAGAUGAGGUUGAUGUAUACAGCUUAUUUAAGGACAUGCGCCUUAAGAUCGUCACUAGUGCGGAGAUUAAGAAGCCUCUGAGGUGCCGGGAACCUGAAUUUGCUCUCCAGUACAACGUGCUCGCGCACCCUCGAAUUGCUGAUGCUGGAGAUGGUCUUGUAAGGGCAAUGCCGAAAGCAGUGGGAGUGGGAAAUGAACUCACUGAACCAGCGGCUGAAAUAAUCCGGGCGUAUUUCCCAGAGACGUGGAUCUGGCAGCUAGAGCCUGUGGGUGAGUCGGGUAGAGCCGAGGUCCAUGGCUCAGCCCCAGACACCAUCACCGAGUGGAAUGCAGGAGCUUUCUGUAUGGGACCCAGUGGGUUUGGCAUCUCCCCACCAACCUCCCUUCGAGCCUUCCAGCCCUUCUUUGUGGAGCUCACUCUGCCGUACUCUGUGGUGCGAGGGGAGUCAUUCACUCUCAAGGCCUCUGUGUUUAACUACCUCAAGCAGUGUAUAAAGGUUCAGACUACACUCCAGCCGUCACUUGAGUUAGAGCAGGAACCAUGUGCUGACUGUCAGUAUAGCAGCUGUAUCUGUGCAGACGAAAGCAAGACCUUCUACUGGAACCUUAAAGCCUCCAACCUGGGAGAGGUGAACAUCACGGUGAGGACGGAGGCUCUGAACACUCAGGACAUGUGCAAUAAUGAGAUUCCUAUUGUUCCCAAGCAGGGUCACUCCGACACUGUGAUUAAGCCACUGCUGGUGCAGCCGGGGGGAGUCCUAAUAGAGAAAUCUCACAGCUCCCUGAUCUGCAGCCCAGAGGGAGAAGACCAUUCAAAGACAGAGGACAUAUCCCUGAAUGUUCCAGAGAACAUCCUGGAGGGUUCUGAGAGAGCGUAUGUAACAGCACUGGGAGACCUGAUGGGAACAGCCAUGCAGAACCUGGACCGGCUCCUGGCCAUGCCAUAUGGAUGUGGGGAGCAGAACAUGGUUCUCUUUGCCCCCAAUAUCUUCAUUCUUCAGUAUCUGGAAAACACUCACCAACUGAGCCCUGAGAUCCAGACCAAAGCCAAAGGAUUCCUUGAAAGCGGGUACCAAAGACAACUGACUUACAAACGUAACGAUGGGUCCUACAGCGCAUUUGGGUCAAGGGACCCCGAGGGAAACACAUGGCUGACUGCAUUUGUAGUGAAGUCCUUCAGCAAGGCUCGUCCCUACAUCUUCAUCGACGGAGACCACCUAAACCAUUCUUUCUCAUGGCUAAAAGAUAAACGCCAAAGGAGCGGCUGCUUCCGUAGUGUGGGGAAACUCUUCAAUAAUGCAAUGAAGGGGGGAGUGGAUGAUGAAAUAUCUCUUUCUGCUUAUGUCACCAUUGCUCUAAUGGAAGCCGGUCUGUCCAAAGAGGACCCAAUGGUUAGUGAUGCUUUAUCCUGCCUGAGGAAGGCUGCCAGAAAAGUGAGCAGUGCCUACACCCAGGCUCUGCUGGCCUACACUUUCACUCUGAGUGAUGAUACUAAACACAGGGAGAAGCUGCUGGCUAAACUGGAGGAGAAAGCUGUGAGGAAAGAUGGACAACUCCACUGGGAGAGGAAACCUGCCUCUAAGGCCUCUGACCUCCCAUACUGGUACCGCGCUCCCUCAGCCGAGGUGGAGUUAACCUCCUAUGCGCUGCUGGCCCUUCUCUCUGGCCCCAACAAGGACCUGGGCAAAGCUUCUGAGAUAGUCAACUGGCUGAGCAAGCAGCAAAAUCCUUAUGGGGGGUUCUCUUCUACUCAGGACACGGUUGUAGCGCUACAGGCUCUUGCUGAGUAUGCCGAGGCCACAUUCUCUGACAAGGGAGAUGUCACAGUCACAGUCACUUCCAAGACUGGGUUCCAUCAACAGUUCCAUGUGGAUCAGACUAACCGGCUCCUGCUACAGAAAGCCUCACUGCCAGAUAUCCCUGGAGAGUACUCUCUGUCAGCCACUGGGAGCGGCUGUGUGUAUGUACAGACUGUCCUGAGAUACAACAUCCCCCCACCUAGAAGUGACGCCACCUUCUCAGUACGAGUGGAGACCCAACCACAGCAAUGUCCCCAGGAGCCAAUGAAACAGAUGGGCAUAGACAUUUACAUUCAAUACACAGGGUCUCGGGAAAAAUCCAACAUGGCUCUGGUUGAGGUCAAGAUGCUCUCAGGCUUUACCCCUGAUAAGAAGAGUAUUGACCAGGUCAUCAGAUGGAACAACUUUAUAAUGUGGAGUGAGACCCAAACUGACAAGGUGACAUUCUACUUAAGCGAGUUAGGACGUCAUCCAGUUAAUUUCUCCUUCAUGGUGGAACAAGAGGUUCUGGUGAAGAAUCUCAGACCAGCCAUAGUGAAAGUCUAUGAUUAUUAUGAGCCAGUGGAACAUGCAGUUACCGAGUACAACUCCCCCUGCAGCUCGGAUGAAGACACGGGCAACAUAAUACAAGGAGUAGAAGCGCCUCGCUAUAUCAGAGAUCCAUAACAGAUUCUGCAGCUGAACCCAAACCAACGCAGAGAUGAUAAUAAUAAUAAAUGUAUUUAGCAUUUGCAGUCUGACUGUCCCUUUCCCUAAUGUUGGGCACAGAGGUACAGAUGGUCCCUUCUCUGUAGGAUCCUAUUAAGUUCUUUUUAAUACCAAUAAUUAUCAGCAAUAAACAUGAUACCCCUGUUCCAAAGAUGAUUCAGGCUGGGGGGUAAUAUCCUGAUCCUUGUGUGUGGGGGGAGAAUAAAAUGUAACAGCCUUUCACAGUU
Molecule: messenger RNA, 4915 nt
Organism: Xenopus tropicalis (tropical clawed frog)
Lineage: Eukaryota; Metazoa; Chordata; Amphibia; Anura; Pipidae
Gene: a2ml3b
Product: alpha-2-macroglobulin like 3b
Exons: 36
Coding region: 186-4646 (1486 amino acids)
Cellular component (GO): extracellular region
Molecular function (GO): endopeptidase inhibitor activity
Source: RefSeq, a predicted model, not a curated record